UGGCAUGUCUCCAACGUGCUAUGGCAUGUCCCCAACAUGCUGUGGCAUGUCUCCAACACGUUGUGGCAUGUCCUCCUCAGCCCUGUUGCGGGACAACCCCCGAGCAGCGCUAGGACGUUCCCUGGGGUGCAGCGAGAUUCCCCUUCGCCGCCCCCCGCAGCCGCGAACGCUAGUCCCGCGGCCGCGCACCUGGGCGCGGUGUGUGCGCGCGGCGGUCCGCGGCCGCGGCGCUGCCAGGGCGGGGGUGACUCACGCUGCCGCCGGCGGCGGCCCCCGGCUUUAUAACGGCUGGGGCGGCCGCUGCCACCGGCUCCGCUGCGCCGCGCCCGCGGGGAGCGCAGGGGCCGCGGGACGGCACCAUGCGGAGCUUGCGCGGCGCUCCGCCGCCGCCCGUGCUGCUGCUGCUGCUGCUGGCGGUGCUGCUCGCCGCGGGACACGGCGCCGUCAUCACUGGGGCCUGCGACCGGGACCAUCAGUGCGGAGGAGGGAUGUGCUGUGCGGUUAGCCUCUGGAUCCGCAGCCUGCGAAUGUGCACGCCAAUGGGAAAUCUGGGAGAGGAAUGCCAUCCUUUGAGUCACCGAGUUCCCUUCUCUGGGCGGCGGAUGCACCACGCCUGCCCGUGCCUCCCCAGCCUGGCCUGCGUACGGACUUCUCCCACCAAAUUCAAAUGUUUACCAGGCUUCAGAAAAGAAGAUGUCUUUUUUUAGCAGGAGCUUAUCUGUGCUAGAAAGAGCCUCUUGAUGUAUUCAUUUUCUUGUUGUUGUGACGAACAAGGUACUUGCCAGGGGAAACCCUUUACCAUACUUUCCUGCCUCACCAACAUUAAAACUGAAGAUGAGAUACUGUGCUGUAGCGGCCGACGUUUUCAGGAGGGACUCGCAGUGGUGGAUGCUUUCAUUUUGGGGUGAGCAAAAUAACAUCUGCUAAAGCAAUGCUGCUUUCUGAGGGCAGGAGCUUUACGAUAGCUGAACCAUCUUGUGGUCUUCACAGUUCCAGUUUAUCCCCAGAAUGAAAACAUCCAAGAUUAUUGUCAGUUUUGGAAAACUUUGGCCAUGUUUUUACACUUUGGAAUGUCUGAAUUGAACUGAGAGUUGAAUAAUUGCAUAGCGUGAAGCAUAUGACAACUGCCAAAAACCUGUAUUUAUGUUACAUUUCGUAUUUUAUUAAAAUAACUGUAUUUUAAGUUAGGCACAUCUCUAGGGUAAGAGUUUAACCAAUAGAUGUAGUUAUUACACUUUUAAAAAGUGGACAGUGGAACCAAAGCAUUUCAAUAUUCAAAGCAUUAAAAGAUUUUGUUAUUUUAGUAUUCUAAGAUGAGAAGUUGUUGUUACUUGAGUUGGUGUAAAACUACAUGAUCAUCUCAAACUAUGUAUUAAGAUGUAGUUUAUAUUAAAAAAGGAACCCGAAGUUUAUUGUAAUGGGCUGCCUGACUUCUUGUAUAUGUAUCAAAUUUGCUGUGUAAAAGUUCUGUAUCAGAAUAAUGGCAGUGUAUGAUUUGAUUUAUUUUAAUAUUAUAGCAUUAUUUUGUCA
Messenger RNA from Strigops habroptila (Kakapo), 1530 nucleotides. RefSeq names its product prokineticin 2 (gene PROK2). Bases 360 to 707 code for a protein of 115 amino acids. The transcript is spliced from 3 exons. The record is from RefSeq and is a predicted model, not a curated record. Lineage: Eukaryota; Metazoa; Chordata; Aves; Psittaciformes; Psittacidae.